Podospora pseudopauciseta is the source of this 1489-nucleotide messenger RNA. RefSeq lists its product as uncharacterized. Lineage: Eukaryota; Fungi; Ascomycota; Sordariomycetes; Sordariales; Podosporaceae. The transcript is spliced from 3 exons. The record is from RefSeq and is a predicted model, not a curated record. The coding region runs from base 229 to 1401 and encodes 390 amino acids.
UGUGCCUCAAUCACCCCUGCAGGGAUCUCCUUUCAGAAUGCGGGGCUCCUUCCCCAGAUCCCUUUCCGAUUGCUCUCUAUGACAUCACUGGCGUUGAUGGAGCCUGCUCGACUCCCCCAGCACGUGAAAGGAGAAGUCGGGCUUCUGCCUGAUCACCAGCACAGGUCAGUAGGAUAACUUGCCCCUUUUUCAUCUCCUCUACAUAGCCAAAGAGAGCAAUCAUCCAAGAUGACCACCACGACGAGAUCCUCGGCCAAGGAGCGCGGCAACUCCACCAACGAGGGAGCCCCUCCUGCCUCAAAAGCCGGAGCUGGCUCCAAGCACAAGGUCGAGGAAGGAACCAAGUCCCCGGAACCAAAGCGGCCCAAGAAGUCGGAUGAGAAGGAACAGAAGACUAUUGAAGAAACAAUCGGCGGCAGCGAACAAACCAAGCAGGAGCAACAGGCAGAGCAGCAAGAGCAGCAGGAGGAAAUAGCCAAGGACAGUGAGAAAGAAGAUGUUGCCAAAGCCGAAAAGGAAACCGCGACUGGCGAUGCCGAGGAGCCUCGUGAAGAUGCCAAGGACAUUCCCUCCAGCAUUUUAGAAAAGGGCAUCAUCUAUUUCUUUUUCCGUGGACGGGUUGGUAUUGAUCGGCCUUCCGACGUCGAUGAGAUUGCCCGGAGCUACAUCAUCCUCAGACCGAUUGCCAAAGACGCCAAGCUUGGCAGCGGUCCCAUUGGUGAUGCAGGCAACAGCAGAGUAUGCGUUGUGCCCAAAAAGGUGCUCCCAAAGACGGGCAAAGACAGGUGGAUUUCUUUUGUUGAGAAGACUGGCGCCUCUUUCAGCGAGCUCAAGGACGAAUUUCUCAAGUCAAACGACUAUGAGACCAAGACUGCUGGGACAAGACACUCCCCGGCCGCUACACCUGUUGCGGAAGGCGUGUAUGCUAUUACCAGCACUGGGAAGGACAGUCACCUGGCAUACAUUUUGACUCUUCCCGACAAGCUCGGUGAGGUGCAAAAGGAGAUUGGCUUGAAGGAGAAGGGCAGUUUCAUCAUCAGCACAAGGAAUCCCCAGUAUGAGCCUCCCAAGAAUGCCAGGAUUCCUAAGGGACCAGAGUAUCCUAAGGAGCUUCUCGAAGAGUUUCGCUCUCUCCGGUGGGCUCCAACUCAACCCCGUCAUCUCGACUACGUGAACACGCAGUUCCUGCUCGUUGGCGAGUCUUCUGGCAUUGCCAAAGCCUUGGAACAACAGAAGAAAGACCAGAAGGAAGGAAAGAACGAGCCCGCCGAGGAGUUGGAGCAGUUGGAAGAAGAGGACGCGCAGCGGAUGCAGGAUCUUGACGACGACGACGCGGCUCGUAUUUUUGCGGAUUUGCAGGCCGAUGCGGGCCAUUACCCCAAGCUUCCCACCACUUUCUGAUGCAUGAGGGUUCAAAGCCCUGAAGAUUAGUAUUGCGUAAAAAACAUGGCUGGCAUCUAAUAAUUGGCGGGCAGGAGACCUUGUGACC